CAUCUGGCCACAUCCUCGGGAUCACUCAACGGCUCCGCCUCCUCGCCAGUGAUUGGCCGCCGGAACUGUAGCUCAGGAGAGGCACACAGGCGGCCAAUCACCGGCGAGGAGGUGGAGCUUGGAGAGGAGGAGCCGAGAGCAGCAGCGCGAAGAUCAAAAAGAUCGAGCGAGGGAGCGGCCGGAGAAGGAAGACAACUGACAGCCAGGUAUGCUGGCUGUAGAUGGGAGAGGGAGGGAGUGAGCCCAGGCUGGAGCAGGAGUCAGCAAGGUAAGUAUCAUUGGUGUCAGUAGGAGGAAUAGUGCCCCAUCAUUGGUGUCAUUAAUACCAAUGAUGGGGCACUAUUCUUCCCACUGACACCAAUGAUGGGGCACUAUUUCCCCCCCCCCCCACUGACACCAACGAUGGGGAACUAUUCCUCC
Molecule: messenger RNA, 420 nt
Organism: Staurois parvus
Lineage: Eukaryota; Metazoa; Chordata; Amphibia; Anura; Ranidae
Source: the annotation of a GenBank genome assembly